Molecule: messenger RNA, 1061 nt
Organism: Panicum hallii
Lineage: Eukaryota; Viridiplantae; Streptophyta; Magnoliopsida; Poales; Poaceae
Product: ADP-ribosylation factor-like
Exons: 6
Coding region: 314-883 (189 amino acids)
Biological process (GO): intracellular protein transport; vesicle-mediated transport
Cellular component (GO): cytoplasm
Molecular function (GO): GTP binding; GTPase activity
Source: RefSeq, a predicted model, not a curated record
CACUGUCGGUGCCAUCUGCCGUGGAGCACAGCAAUCGUCCGGUGUGCCUUCGUGCUCCCAUGUCGAACCAACUGCAGAUUCUCAUCCUCCGUCGGUUCAAGUGAAACACCGACGCGGGAUGCCAUCGAGAACAAAGCGGCGACAUGGACAGCAUGAUCACCACCGUCGACCCCGUCAACCGCAGCCAGAAUGAGAGCCGCAACGCAAGCGGCGCAGAAGGCUCAGAACUCUGCGUGCAGGGACGCAGGAACAGGGAGGAGCGAGGAAGAAGACGGCGGGAUCUGGCGCAGGGCAAAACAGCACCGGCGCGAGCAUGGGCCAGUCUCUGAUAAAGCUCUUCUUCGACAAUUCCUGCCAUAAAGAAGUGAAGGUUGUGAUGCUCGGGCUGGACGCCGCCGGCAAGACGACGAUCCUGUACCGGCUGCACGUCGGCGAGGUUCUGUCGACGGUGCCGACGAUCGGUUUCAACGUGGAGAAAGUGGAGCACAAGAACGUGGCCUUCACGGUCUGGGACGUGGGAGGGCAGGACAAGCUGCGGCCGCUCUGGAGGCAGUACCUGAGCAACUCGGACGCCUUGAUAUACGUGGUUGACUCGAUGGACAGGGACCGGAUUGGGGUUGCCAGGGAGGAGUUCCAGGCCGUCGUCAAGGAUCCGCUCAUGCUCAACAGCGUCAUCCUGGUGCUCGCCAACAAGCAGGACAUGAAAGGGGCGAUGAAACCGCCGGAGGUGGGGCAGCGCCUGGGCGUGUACGAGCUCAAGAACCGGACGUCGCGCGUGGUGGGGGCCUGCGCGCUCACCGGCGAGGGCCUGCUCGAGGGGCUCGGCUGGCUGGCGGCGACGCUCAAGGACGCGCACGCGUGGGGAAGCGCCGUCCGCUUCUAGCUUUUGCCGAUAGCAGCUGCGUUCCGUGCGCAGGAUCGAGUGCUCGGAUGCAGACUGAUUUUGCUCACUUGUGUUUGCGUUUAAGGACACGAGAAUUGCCCAUUUUGUCGUGCAUAUCUGCCAGUUUUGCUUGCAUAUAGUAUGUGCUUUUUCUAAGGAAAAAAAAGGGAAUGAUUUG